GUUAUCCCGCAACGCGUGACGCACGUAUGUGGUGUGCGAAGGUGCGUAGUGUUUGUUGACGUCAACGUCGUCGUUGCGGUAGGUCCUCGGAGUCCUGCCACUGGUAAAAGGCGAACAAAGUGGCUUUCGUGGGGGUUGCUAAGGCAACAUCCUUCCGUGUUCCCCAGUAACUGUGCUCCCCUCCGGUUGGCAUCCCCCCCUUUGUGUUCCGCGUUGUCGCUGCAUCCUGUAACCGUGGAAACCGCACAGGACGGUGCCGACGGUGGAGCGCUCACCAUGAGCCUGAAGAAAGCCAGCCGCACCAAAAGCCUGUCGCUGAGCGGCGAUGACUUUCCGUUGCGCCCGCCGGCCCCCAAACCGAAGGCUGCCUUCGCCCCGGCGAAACGGCCAGAGGAUACGCUCAAGAUCAUGAAAUACAUAGACGACAACGUGAUCGGCAAGGGGGUCGCCUUUCUGGGACCCUAUGGACGGCGCAAAGUGGUGUACGCAGAUUAUGCUUCUUCCGGCCGUUCACUACAGUUUCUUGAGGAUUAUAUCAACAAAGAAGUUUUGCCGGCGUUCGGUGACUACAGUUGCAUAUCGGCCGUAACAGGAUUGCAGUCACAUUUGUAUGACAAUGAAGCCCGUGACUUGGUGCGUGCUGCGGUUGGUGCUAUCACCGAGGAUGAGAUUGUGUUCUGUGAUAAUCCGGCGGAGCGUUUGUGCUACCUACUGUCCAACCCGAAUGUGUGCGACCUCAGCCAGCCCCAGUUUCACAACAACUCUCACAGUGCCAACAACAAUACCUCGCUCAAUCUGCACCACCAGUCGCUGCUGCUGGGCGCCCAUCGUCAGAACAGUUUCUCCAACACCUCCAUUCCGUCGGAAGGAACGGACGGUGGCCACGGACUGAUGGUGCCUAUACUUUUCGUCAGCACAUCCGAACCAGUAUCAAACCUUCGCCCGUGGAUCGACGCCGGCUGGCAGAUCGAGCGAAUAGCGAAGAAUCACGAGGGCUUCCUGGAUCUGGUCGAUUUGGAAAAGCGUUUGCAGCAGUACGCCGAGAAUCGACGCAAAAUGGUGGGCCUGUUUUCCGGUGCUUCGCGGUUGACCGGCAUUCUGGCCGACGACGUGGCCACCACGAUUCUGUUGCACCAGUACGACGCCCUGUCGCUGUGGGAUCACAGUAUGGCGGCGUCGUGCGCUCCGAUCAGUACCAAUCCCGUGCUUCCCGGUGCCCAGAAAGAUGCCAUCUUCUUCCACUGCAACCGGCUGGUCGGUGGCGUGCAGGCUCCGGGAGUGCUAGUCAUUAAGCGUAAACUGAUCGAACACAGUACCUCCUUUCUCAGUGACUCCGUCGGUGUCGUGAGUGCAGUCCGCGCCGGGCUCGUCCUGCAGCUCAAGGAAUCACUCGGCUCGCAAGCCAUCAUGGGCCGGAUGGAGAAAACGUGCAAACAGAUGCUGGCUCACGUCCGCACCAUUCCGGAGAUUGUGCUGCUCGGGCCGCCGUGUACCACGGCGAAGCGGCUGACGACGCUGUGUUUCAUGGUGCGCCAUCCGCGCGGUGCCUUUCUGCAUCACCGCUUCGUGGUGGCCGUGCUGAACGAUGUGUUCGGUAUUCAGGCCACGGCGGACAACAUCAUAAGCGACUCGCUCGGAAUAAACCCACAGCUGAUGGUGGAGUACGAGAAGCUGCUGAGCGAUGAGUCGCUCCGGGCGGGUUGUCUACAUCCGGGGUACACGCGCAUAACGUUCCCGUUCUUCAUGCCCGAGGCUGAGGUCGGGUUCAUCCUGGAGGCCCUGAAGAUGGUGGCCACCGAGGCCUGGAAGCUGCUGCCGCAGUACGAGGUGGACGAACGUUCCGGUGAGUGGCGCCACCACUCGAACUCUCUGGCGAAGGAACGCAAGUGGCUCGGAGCGAUCCGCUACAUCGAUGGCAAGAUGCUGUUCUCCGAUCGGCGCAUAUCGGGGCCCGGUACGUUUCCGCAAAACUACUCCGACUGUCUACAGACGGCCCGAAAUCUGUUCAAUCGGGCACGCAAGAUGGCCCAACGGUCCGCGGUCAACCGUGAACAGAUCGUGCUGGAACUGUCGAAUGCGGCCAUGGAGAAGCUGCGCUGGUACAUGCUGUCCGGUGAGGCCCAUGAGCUGCUGCUCGGGCACUCGCACAGUGUAAAAAAUACGGUCCCUUUUGACCCUACGAAAAUACCUGAGAACGCGUCGCUGAUGAUGAUUCACCGACACCACAGCCUUUCGGCGCUGGACAUCAAGCGGUUCAAGAGCCGCAGCUUGCCCGCCUCUCCGCUGCAGAUCUCGUCGCGCCGUCAGAACUCCAGUUCGCCGUACCAAUCGCACAGCCCCACGCCAACCUCUUCACCGCCGAUGGUAAGGUUUUCGGUAGGCGGCGAGGUCACGACCAUGCUCAAUCCUUCUCCGAUGGCAACGACGGCGCCCAUUGAGGUCACUGCUGUCCGUGAUGUGAACGUGAGUCGCAAUAGAUGUCAUAGUUGGGGAGCCGCUAGCUACCGCGCCCGUAACGGUGGCAUCGACAGUCGAGACGUUAACGAUGGAUACGGUCCCACAGGGGCCGCUGGUGCCCAAAUGGCGGGAGGUGGCGGUGGUGGGGGCACUAGCUCUGACAAUGGCCCUGCCGGUGGAAGCGUUGGGGCCGCCAAUCUGCACGUUCUGAGUCCACAAACCCGCAUCAGUCUCGGGCUGGAUCAGCAGCAUCCGUUGCAACAGCAGCGAAUGCAAGCAACGCUGCCGGUACCACCACAACAGCGGCCAGUGCUUCAUCGUCCACUGUCGGUGGCGGCAGUGCCGUCCUCGUACGGAUCUAGUCCGCCGAUGCAGCUGCGCCCGAAACAGAGAUCCUGUUCGUGCAGCAGCCAGACGGACGUCAGCCUGCAGCGCAACGAUAGCCCGCCACAGGGUGGAACGGCUUCACCGACACCGAGCCUUCCAAACUUGCGGUCCCACCUGGGAAGUAGCUGCAGUGAAAGCACGGAAGACAUUCAGGCGUACGUGAAGGAGAUGACCAAGGAGCUGGCUACGGAGAUCAAGUCCGAGAUUCGCGAAGUGAUCAGCAAGGUCGAGGAUGUGCUCGAAAACACCGACAGCAUAGACCUGAGCAGCGUCAACUUCCACUCACUCGGACACCUAAGCCAUCCACCGGUGGAGAGCAAACGGGACUCCAUAUCGACCAGCGACGUGGUGGACUAUUUGCGCGAGUUCAGCAAAGAGAUGACUAACGAGGUGAAGUCCGAGAUACGGGACGUGGUCAAUGCGGUGGACGAAAUCAUUUCCCCGGAAGGGUUCCUCGGGUUGCGCAAAAAUUCCCCACCGGACAUACUGCGCGCCAACGGUGGGGGCCCGAACCAGCCACCGCAGCACGGAACCACCGGUGGACACAAACUUUUGAUCAAGCAACGGUUCAGCGAUCUAACCCCGGACAUCGCCAGUCAGCGGCCGCGGUCGGCCGAUAAUGACAAGCAUCGGUCGGAGUCGUUUCCACGACCGAACUCAGCCGCCAGCCCGGACCAUGUGAUUAUGGGACCUCCGCUGCACUACACCGGGGCAAUCUCGAAGAAUCUCGAUCUCCGGUCGACAAUGUCGUCCCAGGACUCCGGUAUUAACAUGAACUUUUGUGAUGCCGCCGACGAGCACAGGAUGAAGGCCAUGCGAGCUACCGGGAGUGAUAGAAAUCGCACGGUGUCGGCCGAUGUAGAACCCACCGUGAAACCGAUGCUACCACCAAAACGGUUAAUAUCUGAGCCCUCGGGCAGCUCCAUCCGUGAGGCAUCCGAUGGGCCCGAACGGCUACCGGACGGGCCUGGUAAAUCGCACCUCACCCGCCAGCAGCACAUCCUCAAUCGUACACCGUCGCUGGAACUCGAUGCCGGUGUCUUGUCCGGGGCGGGCGACAACGCUAAUAUCGCCAUCCAGUGGCACAACAUGCCGAAGGAAGUCUGGAAACAGGCAGCCGAGGCGCUGGACGAGUACAAAAUGGUGAAAAAUGGCGAUCGGAUCCUUGUGUGCUUGUCGGGCAGUAGUUCCUCGUUGUGUCUAUUGCACCUGUUGCGACAGUUUUGCCACAUUCGACAGCUUAACGUGGAUCUGGCGGCCAUCAGCAUCGGGCACACGGGGGUCGAUCCGCGAUCUCUGAUGUUGUACCUGAAGGAACUCGGUGUGACGUACUUUUACGAACCACACGUAUCGGAGGGUCAGCUUGAGGAUCAGCUCACGCACCACGCGUACCGGCGGCAAUAUAACGUCCUAGCAAUGGCCAGCACCUUAGAUAAGUUGGCAAACAAGUUCCUUUUGUCACUACUGUACCAGGGAGAGCUGAACGCACUACAGGCAGUACAAGGAGCAAGCGGCUCCAAAGUGAACGCCACCGAUCCGGUUAGGAUCAUUCGACCGCUCUUGUAUCUGCGCGAAAAGACAUUCGAUGAGUUUGCCGCAACUAAUGCUCUGCCUGCCAGGGCUUCGCGCUUCCUAACUGUCUCAACAGAUUAUGUUAACCCAACCAGGGAUCUCCUGCAAUCGCACGAAACGGUAAACCCAAACGUGUACAACAACAUACGGAAUGCACUGAAGCCGAUUCUUUCGCUUAGAACGGAGCCGUCUAAAUCGGUUUACGAAAUACUGCGAUCGUCACUGAACACCCGCGAAUAGAAUGGCUCAUGUGAAAGAAGUAAUUACGUGCAGUGAUCGUGAUACGGAUACAGAUUUCGCCUGUAAAGUAAAACUAUGGAAAAAAUGUA
This is a messenger RNA of Anopheles bellator, 4745 nucleotides long. RefSeq lists its product as uncharacterized. The coding region runs from base 277 to 4656 and encodes 1459 amino acids. The record is from RefSeq and is a predicted model, not a curated record. NCBI's taxonomy places the organism in Eukaryota, Metazoa, Arthropoda, Insecta, Diptera, Culicidae. The transcript has 12 exons.